Messenger RNA from Paramecium sonneborni, 416 nucleotides. The record is from the annotation of a GenBank genome assembly. NCBI's taxonomy places the organism in Eukaryota, Ciliophora, Oligohymenophorea, Peniculida, Parameciidae.
AUGGUAUUAAAGUUGUUAAAUCAAUUAUUAAAUUCAAGAUAUGAUUUACAUAGAUCAGCUGAGUAAAAGUUCUUAUAAUGUUUAUAAACAAUUCCUAAUUAUUAUAAUCCUUUUAUUAAAAAGAAUCUAACUGAAUAGAAUAUCUAAUAAGUAUAAAUUAAUUUAACUCAUAAUAGAUUUAAAAAUCUUUAUUAUUCUUAAUAGAAGAGACAAGUCAUUUAUUGUACAUGUAGAAAGUCAAAACUUAUGAGGCAAAAAUUUUUAAAGUGAGAAAGAUAAUUGAUGAAGAUAAUUUUAAAAUUAGAUAAUCUCACAUUUCUAAAAAUAGUUAUUGUUGUGCUUUCUUCAGUGAUAAUUAUUAGGCAAGAUUUUAAAUAUAAAUGAAUUGUGAAUUCAGAUACAAAUAUUUUUAUUGA